Molecule: messenger RNA, 2143 nt
Organism: Exserohilum turcica Et28A
Lineage: Eukaryota; Fungi; Ascomycota; Dothideomycetes; Pleosporales; Pleosporaceae
Exons: 2
Coding region: 212-1849 (545 amino acids)
Biological process (GO): transmembrane transport
Molecular function (GO): transmembrane transporter activity
Source: RefSeq, a predicted model, not a curated record
GCCGGGUCAGAGCCUGUCACUCCCUUGACAGUACACUUCCGUCACUCUCUCACGCCCUCUUCCUCUCCCCUUAGGUCCCUUCGUGGCCAUUACAAUCUCUACAACGCGCAGGUUCAUGCUGGUUCGUGCCUGCCUACGCUCCCUCACCUGCGGUCGUCGCGCUUCCGCACUUUAAAGUCUUUCAGAGUCGCCUGUUUGGAAUUUCGCAGAUAUGUUGGGUUUUCACAGAAGAACACGGUCCUUGAUACCCGUCAAGGACCUGGCCAAAUACGACAAGGUGUCAGCAUUCGACGACGAGUACGACGAGUAUGAGCAAGAGACGCAGCAAGAGGUGGAGCAAGAGUUGGAAAUCAACCACAUGCCAGAGGGCUCGGACAAGUCGCGACAGAUGCAGUUGGUGCUGGUGUACAUUAUCUUCUUAGCCGAAGCCAUCAUGGCGUCAAGUCUCCAGCCACAGCUCCAAAUGCUCCUUUCGUCCUCCGAUUUCUGCGGUACCCUCUCCUCGUCCUAUCUCCGGAGCAUACUCGAUUGCGCCUAUGCCUUCGGCGGAACGACCGGCCUAUUUUGGGGCUACCUUGCCGAUCGCAUGGGAAGACGGCGCGUCACCCUCAUCGGACUCUGGAGCAUGUUCGUCUGCUGUGUGUCAAUGGGAUUUGCGACCACUCUAUUUAGCUGCGCCAUCUUCCGCUUCGUCGCAGGCAUGGUCAGUUCAGCAAUCGUAUGCACAACCUUAACCAUGCUCGGAGAUUUGAGCGCAACUGGCGAGGAACGGGCAAGGAAUGUCGCUCGUCUGCCAGUCAUCUCCCUCGGUGGCUCCAUGGGCCCAAUUAUGCAGCUGAUGGUGUCGGAAAGCCUGCGAUCAUACAACAUGGUAUGGCAAGAAUACCCAACUCUGGGCUCGGAGCUGGUUUGCGGGUGCAUAGUUUUUGUUAUUGCACUUGUCGCGAGCAUCUGUCUCAAAGAGACACUCCUUCACCACAACGAGCGCUCCACAGACGCAGUGGAUAUGGACUGCGAGAGAGCAGCUUUCCUCCGCCGCGAUUCGCACGACUCGCACGACACAAACGUAACGCUCGUCGACUUUGCUCGCCCGGAGCCAAUCACCAUCACCCAGUUUCUCCAGGCCCCCUCGCUCAUGGUUCUCCUGUCCUCCUUCUGCCUCCUCUCCCUCCACGCCUCCACCUUUGAUGUGGUGCUUCCUCAUCUUGGUCACAGCAGCACCGAAUCCGCCGGUAUGGGCCUCCCCUGCGAAUGGAUGAACAUCAUUGUGCUCGUUGUACGCGGUCUUGCCGGCACACUCGUCUUUUGCGCCAUUCCCUACGCGACCUCAAAAUAUGGUCUCGUGAAGCUUUACCGCUCUCUUUCUGCAUUGCUCCCUGCAACAUAUGUCAUAACACCUUUCCUCGCUGCCGCCGUCUCAUGCUACGGUUUUGGACCCUCCAUCUCAACUUUCUCCAUUUUUGCAAAGUACCUCCUCACGGAUUCUGCAACAGUCGUGGUUUCUCUCCUUGUUCUCAACACCACACCAGACGCCUUCUCUGCUGGCACCGUCGUCGGCAUGAUGCAGGUGGCCAGUCUCUUCAAGGCGUUUGCCGUUGCCGUCAGUGGCACAAGCUACUACUUUAGCGACAACAUCAGCGUCGACACUACAAAUCUUGCCCUCUGGACAUGCCUCGCGCUCUUCGGCAUCGCGGGAGCAGGACUGGCGUGGUUCGUGCGUGAGCGGCCCAGUGUGGAGAAGGACUUUCCCAGCGAAGUGCUAUGCUGGGAGACGUGCUUUGAUGCGGAUGCCGAGAAGCAAUUUGAGCUGGAAGCCAGCGAUGCGGAUACUGCGGGAGAGGGUGUCUAGGUUUCCCUUGCCGCCUCUUCUCCGCCUCUCUCCCCCAGUCCCCAGUCCCCAGUCCCUCUCAAACAUCUGCAUACACACACAUUCCUUUGUUUUAACCGCUUGGCGUUUAUAAAUGGAAACAUGGCGCGCGGCAUUUUAGUGGCCUUUUGUUCUCUUCUAUGCGCCUUCUCCACCCCAUUUAUGCAGAUUUUUUUGUUUUCGUUUUCUUUUUCUUGCUUGUGUUAGUCUUGUUUCUUCUUUCUUUCCAUACGUGUUUCAUCCUUCUCUCUCUCUCUCUCACACACACACACACAC